Molecule: messenger RNA, 897 nt
Organism: Cotesia glomerata
Lineage: Eukaryota; Metazoa; Arthropoda; Insecta; Hymenoptera; Braconidae
Exons: 2
Coding region: 235-897 (220 amino acids)
Source: RefSeq, a predicted model, not a curated record
UUUAUUACGGCAUUACGACGAUAAUUGGCUGUCGCCAAUUAUUUAUUUAAUCGAAGCGAUCUAUUACGACGUUUUUUUGUUGGGUGAUCGCUGGUUGACGUGUGCAAGUGACGAACAAAAUCACCCCGUAUCUUUGCCGAGGAGGUUCAUUGUCCGAGAUAGUUCGACGUGGAAGCCGAGUACGACCUGGUGUGGCCAAUCGACGGACGGGAUUAAGCGACGUCUUCGACCAGGAUGGCGAAUAACGACGAAAUCCAACGUCGCGUGCUGGCACGUCUACGCGCUGAGAACCAGAGCCUGUUCGACGAACUGCUGGAAAGAGAAGAGCGUACAAUGCGCGCUGAGCGAUGCCGCAUUGUUGCGCUCCCGACGACACGACGAAUGCGCCUGGGAUGGUAUCAGCGUUAUCUGCUGUCCAUCCAGAUUCCAAUGGCGCCGAUCGCCGUGGGCUGGCGGUGUCCAACGUGCCGACGACCGACGUACGCAGCACAAGCGUGCGUGAGAGGAGCUGACGCGAUCCUGGCGUCCCACCUGACGCUUGUCGAACGAGUGCGCCGAGCGGAAGCAACGUUGGAGGAGUUGCUGCCGUUGGCGGAGCGGUUGAAUCGUGCACUCGCGUUUGUGCAACGUAACCCACCGCGGACGUUACUCCCAAAAAUUCCGAGAGCCCGAGCGUUAGAGAACGCUCGAGUUCUUGCCCGGGAGCUGCGAGCCAACCCCACUGUGCCAUCGCGGAGCCGAGCUGGAUGCUGGAACUGCGGGAUGCCGCACAACAUGGUGAUGUGUCCCCACCCUCGAGGCACGUUCUGCCAACGCUGCGGAGAGAUCGGCGUUUACUUCGAGGAGCGCCGCCGGUGCCAGCCCGAGUGCCCAAUCGACGGUCCCCGACGCCAUUAG